Messenger RNA from Cucumis sativus (cucumber), 3198 nucleotides. RefSeq names its product pathogenesis-related homeodomain protein. The record is from RefSeq and is a predicted model, not a curated record. NCBI's taxonomy places the organism in Eukaryota, Viridiplantae, Streptophyta, Magnoliopsida, Cucurbitales, Cucurbitaceae. Gene Ontology annotation, biological process: chromatin organization; regulation of DNA-templated transcription. Gene Ontology annotation, cellular component: nucleus. Bases 907 to 3051 code for a protein of 714 amino acids. Gene Ontology annotation, molecular function: chromatin binding; DNA binding. The transcript has 12 exons.
AAGUCUUGUUGAGUUGCACCCAAGGCCAAAAUUUAUCUCAACUUGCUUUCAUUUUAUCAUAAUAACAAUUAUGAUUAUGAUUGGAACAAUUUAAACCCAAGUUCAUCAAAUAAUUAGCACAAUUUCUCUUUCAAGAUUACCUCAAAUUCAACCUGGAAUUCCCACACGGAGUUUGAAUAAUCCCUUUAUUUAGUAUUUCGCAAUCAUUUUUAUUUCCACAAAUAUCUGAAUCAAUCAAUCAGUCAUUCUCAAAAGUUAUUGGAAUAUCAGAUCCAUUUUAGUUCGAAUCGUUUCAUCACACCUAUGGGCAUCAUUUGAUGAUCCAUAAAUGAAAGGGUUUCAGUUUGAUUCUCUAGAAAUCUAGAGCAUUGCAAUCGUUUAUGGUAUGUUUAUUGUUUUGAUUGGGACAGAGUUUCCAAGAUUAGAGAUCGCAGAAGCAGAGGCUGAGCACAUAGAGCGGUGACCAUUGCUAUGAUAUCUCUUUAGGAGAAAGAACUUGUGGCGGCUACUGAUAAAUGUAGUAUUCAAAACCCAGAUUCUUGAUUCAGUAUGAGAAGCAUCUUCUUACUUGUCAUUUCCUCUUUUGAUUUUACUUUCCUUCCGUCUGCUGCUGAAAAUUAUGGCUGUGGUUGUUAGAUCAUUCAAUUUGAAGAACCCCUUCGUUUUCGCCAUUCUUCCCAAGCUUUCUCCUCUUCAGAUCCUUUUCAGAGGAAUGGUAAUGGUAGUUUUCUAUAAUAUGGAUUGGUUUGGCAUUGAACGAAGAAGAAGAGGGCAUCUGCUGUUGGAUUAGUCUUAUCACAAAGAAGCAUUUUUAUUUAUUUUCUUUUACAAAUAAAACUGUACACGUGAAGUAAAAUUACUGGUUCUUUUGUGCAAACUCUCUAUGAGAAUGCAUUGGAGAUCAAUAUGAGAGGUGCUGGAAAGAGAUUGAUGGAGGAAUCUGAAAAAUGUUCUCACUCCAAGCUGGAAUCUGGAUCAGAGUUGAUCUUUUCUCUGAAGUUGACAAGGUGUAGCAAAAUAUCCCAUUCCAAGCAGAAAAAAUCAAGAAUGAAAUCACAUUCACAGGCGAUUUGUUCAACAUUCAAGAGGAGACCUCUCCCUAAAUCUUUGAGUAAGGGGAAUAAAAAUGUGACAAUUAGACAACUUGCUGGUAAAAAAUUUUUGCUAAAAAAACUUGAUACAAAACCGUCCAAGGAGUUACUCUUGUCAAAGCUUCAAGGUGAAAAAUCUCUGUCAUCAACUAAUACGAAAGGGAAUGCAGAAAAGGUUGAGCCGGUGGUCAAGAUAAACCAACAAAGGAAGAGGAAGAAGAACAAAGGAAAAAAGGAAAAAGUGGAGUUAGAUGAAGCUUCUCGCCUACAGAGGAGAACAAGAUACCUUAUCAUUAAAAUGAAGCUAGAGCAAAACCUUAUUGAUGCUUACUCUGGAGAAGGUUGGAAAGGCCAGAGUCGAGAAAAAAUUAGGCCAGAAAAGGAACUUCAGAGAGCCAUGAAGCAGAUAUUAAAGUGCAAACUUGGAAUCCGUGAUGCUAUUCGCCAGCUGGAUUUGCUUGGUUCAGUAGGAUGCAUUGAAGACUCUGUUAUUGGUCCUGAUGGAUCUGUCUACCACGAGCAUAUAUUCUGUGCAAAAUGUAAACUACGUGAAGCUUUCCCAGACAAUGACAUUAUACUUUGUGAUGGGACAUGCAACUGUGCUUUUCACCAAAAAUGUCUGGAUCCACCAUUAGACACGAAAAGUAUUCCUCCAGGAGAUCAGGGUUGGUUUUGCAAAUUUUGUGAGUGCAAGAUGGAAAUAUUGGAAGGAAUGAAUGCACAUCUUGGUACUCGAUUCUCAUUGAACAUUGGUUGGGAGGACAUUUUCAAAGAAGAAGCUGCUUUCCCAGAUGGUGGGAAUGCGUUGCUUAAUCAUGAGGAAGAUUGGCCCUCAGAUGAUUCGGAAGAUGAUGACUAUGAUCCAGAUAAGAAAGAGAAUUGCCAUGACAACGCAAGUGAGGAAGAAAAUGACAAGGAGGUUUUGGAGGAGUCCAGUAGUUCAACCAGCUUGAGUUGGUCUUUAGAUGGCGAGGAUUUAGUUUCCGGAAACGGUAUUGGAUGUGAAGAUCACUUUGGUGCUGGUACCAGCAUAGUUUCUGAUGGAUCCAAUGAAGAGGGCAUCACAUGCGGCCGACGGCAGCGACAUGCUGUUGAUUAUAAAAAGUUAUAUGAUGAAAUGUUUGGAAAGGAUACUCCAGCACACGAACAAGAAGUGAGUGAAGAUGAAGACUGGGGACCUGCAAAAAGAAGACGGAGAGAAAAGGAAUGUGAUGCUGCAAGUACUCUCAUGUCCCUCUGUGAAAGCGAAAAAAAGAGUCAAGACAUUGACAUGGAAGCAGAGAAAAAACUUCUCAAUUCUCACGGUAGAUCAUUUUUCAGAAUCCCACGUCAUGCAGUUGAGAAACUUCGCAAAGUGUUUGCUGAUAAUGAACUUCCCUCUAGAGACGUCAAGGAAAACCUUUCAAAAGAAUUGGGUCUUGAUGCUGAAAAGGUCAGCAAAUGGUUCAAGAAUGCACGAUAUUCUGCACUAAGAACUAGAAAGGCGGAGGGAGCAACACAACCCCAUAGUUCUCAUAAGACUUCCAAUGAGCUCAGAUUAGCAGAUUCAAAGGAAAUGUCUAAGAAUCUUCUUUCAUUAGAGAACGCACCAAUUAAAGAACUGCAGCUGAAGUUGCACGGAAGUCAUAGCAAGAAAAAGCAGCACAGAAAAUCAUCACAUGUAUCUUCCAACUAUAACAAGGAUGCUUUUGAUUUUGGUGAUGAUAUAAGCUUGAAGAAUCUCCUAAAGAAAAGAAAAACAAAGGUAAAGAAGAGGGUAAACUUUGUAGCGAGAGGUGAAGGUCAAGCAGCAGAAUUGGAGAUGGAGAGAUUGUGUAAAAUUAAGGGUAGAUUAGAGACAAUGAAGCAGAAAUUACUUAGACUAUCGAAAAGGAAGGAUGAUGGGAUUUUAGAUAGGUCACACAUGAUUGAACAGUCUAUUGUAUAUGUUCCUGUGGCAGUGUUAAAGGAAAAGGUUUGAUCUUGUACAGUUUACUUUGAUUUUUCUACCCCAUUUUCAAAGGUGGGGUCUUAUGAUAUAAUCUUAAAUACCUGAAUUUUGUUUUUAAACUUUCAAUCAGAUGCUUCAAGUUCCAAUAUUGCAUAUUAAGGAAAUAUUCUCUUAAAA